AUGCGACACUCAAAGAAGAUGCAGAUCGCUGAAAGUGACUUAGGCCCGGAGAAGCCCCAACAAGCACCCAGCAAAAAGUCACAGAGCUCAAGAAGAAACAAUGGAUCGUCGGGAAAGCAACUCCAGCAACUUUACAGACUCUAUCAAGAUGCGAUGGACCUUUACAACCAAUCUUCUCUAGCAGAGACAAUUGAAGAUAUGCUACGGACCAAGAACCGACCGCGCAUAACCAGAAUUGUUUCACUGGGUUUAGGGAGUUUGCUUGACGCUAAGGAUCAACAGCGUCGCAUCAAACAGCUGGUCAUGUUGAUGGCCAUUGCGUCGCAUCUCACAAUCCCCAAGAGCGCUGUUCAGAUCUACGCACAAGACCCGACAUUCACGGCAGUUGAUGAGACUUUCUUGGCGAGUCUUGGGAUCGUCGUUUUAAAAACACCAUCAAUUGCCGAUCUGGGCGAGGCUGGACAAAUGAUGGAUAAAGAAACCCUUGUCUACAGCCCUUUCCUCACCCUCGAGACAUACAAGCUAUUGUUGUCUUCAUCGCAAACUUCAGAAAUCCCAGUCAACGUGCCCAUGUUGAUGAGCGACGACUUUAAUGCGCUCAGAUUGAAAUGGGACAAGAGAACUUCGGAGCGAAAAGAUGUCGAAGGGUUGAUUCAGGGUACAAGAGCGGGCAAUUAUCGCCGACGCGCUGUCAAUGGUGAAGGGUUCUGGACCGACCUGGACCGACCCUUUCCUCUAGCAUUAUACCUCAGACAAUCGACAACUUCUCGGAACGCGGACACAGUACGGAGGACAAGCGCGUUCUCGCCGUUUGAGCAAUCGUCGAUUCCGAUAUAUGCUUAA
This is a messenger RNA of Fusarium pseudograminearum CS3096, 843 nucleotides long. RefSeq lists its product as uncharacterized. Lineage: Eukaryota; Fungi; Ascomycota; Sordariomycetes; Hypocreales; Nectriaceae. Bases 1 to 843 code for a protein of 280 amino acids. The transcript has 2 exons. The record is from RefSeq and is a predicted model, not a curated record.